This is a messenger RNA of Symbiodinium pilosum, 1035 nucleotides long. NCBI's taxonomy places the organism in Eukaryota, Dinophyceae, Suessiales, Symbiodiniaceae. The record is from the annotation of a GenBank genome assembly.
AUGCGCAAACGUGCAUUGGCAGAGGUGCAGCAGGAGGAGGACAGCCAUGAUGGGAUUAGUUCAGCUAGACAAGGGGCUGGCGAGAAGUUGCGCCAGCUGCUGUUAGACCGAUUCGUCAUGGGGUUGCUACCAGGGUCUGAUGUGGCGGAGUUUUGCCACUGGAUAACCAAAGCUGGCGGUGUUGGGGUGCAGGAUUUAGCCCUGAAGCCCGAGCUCGCAAAGCGACAUGGCUCUGAGCAUGUGACGCUCCACGCUGGCAAAGUGUUUCCUGACCGCGACCUCACGUACAUCGAUGUGCCACUGUAUCAGAAAAGGGAAGCCCGAAGAACUUCCGAGAAGAUUCCCAUUAUGCUCCCCUCAAAAUUGCUUGAGAAGUUUGUUUUCCAGGAUGAAGUUUACAAGAAGGACGAUGUCAAUCUUGCGAAGUACUUGCAAGGAUUGCCUUGCUAUGAGCAGCAUCCAGUUGUUCGAAGGGCUCGGGCCAACAGGGAAACAGAGAUUGUCCGACCGCUUGCCUUAUACUGGGAUGGGGUACUGAAGACAUGUGCAAAUGCGGGUGCCGGNNGGUGCUCAAUCUACCCCCUCUUGCAUGCGUGGGCUCUGGAUCUGCAGCAGUUGCAGGAGUCCAAUCGAUGUGCAGUGCUGGACAUAACUUGUGAUUGGCCGGCAUACUUGGAAAUUACCGGCUUGCGGUUCUGGAAUCAUUCUGACCAUCCCUGCUGCUUGUGCCGCCUAAAGCUUGAUGACCUCAAUGCGGACAAACUAACAGAGGCUACGCUUGACAAUCUACCCCACGAAUUGUAUUCGAUGACUGACUACUGGAAUGAUAUCGGCGAGUAUACAAAGGUCAUUCGGCUGGAGUCUGCUGGCUGUGUGAAAAGACUUGUCAGAAACCUGGAGUACAAUCGAAACUGCCGUGGGCGCGCUUUGACCCGUGAUCUUCAGGAGCUGGGGCUGCGGAAGGGAUCCCGGCUGGAGCCCAGCCCAUCUUUGCCUGACGUCAGCAUGCUUGAGAUGAUGCCACUUCCACUGGAG